Messenger RNA from Talaromyces atroroseus, 3480 nucleotides. RefSeq lists its product as hypothetical. The record is from RefSeq and is a predicted model, not a curated record. Lineage: Eukaryota; Fungi; Ascomycota; Eurotiomycetes; Eurotiales; Trichocomaceae. The coding region runs from base 1 to 3480 and encodes 1159 amino acids. The transcript has 2 exons.
AUGCCUCGCACCCGCUCGCAAGCGGUCGAGUCUCCGCUCGUCUCUCUCGAUACACCACGUCGAAAGAGAAAAGCCACAACAACUACGAAGUCUUCAGCUACUGUCCAAGAAGAAACUGCCCCGAAGCCAAAGCGCGGUCGCAAGCUCGCUAAGAAGGAAGUAGCACCAGAAAAGGCAUCUGAAGAGCCAACUCCAAGCAAAAGUGAGAUAAUUGAAACCCAAUCAAUUGAAACUACCCAACCCCAACCACCCCAGGAACUCCAAACCCAGGAGCCUCAAGGAGACGUACCCAUUGCCGAAGCAGCAAAGGACAACGGCUCGAUAAUUCCACCGAUUACACCGAAAAGAGAGGCCAACCCCGAUGCAUCUUCUGUCACCAGCAGAGGGUCUAGCCCCAGUAUCUGUUCGCCAGCAAAGAAGCGCUCAGUGCAGAAGGCUCUCGCGACGGUCAAGGAAGCAUUGAAGAAACCUCGCCAACUUAUCAAACAACGACUUAACCGUCUUCGAAAUUCGUCUGAACCAACCGAAGGUCCUCAGACAGUAGCCGCUUCCAAAAGCUUUCCCUCCACCGAUUAUUCCUUGGCUGAGGAUGAGAUUCUCGAUGCAGCCCUGGAAAUUGUUCUCCAUCGCAUGGAGAGCGAUUCGUUUACAACCAAUCCGUUUAUGCCGUCUUCUAUCCGUUGUCCUUGCUGCCGAGGUGCAUUGAAAUUCCAGUGUCCCGAAAACCACGAUUUGCAGUCUUGGAUCCCUGAUGAAGCCAAGGAAGCAAUGAAUGCUGUGCUAACAACAAUGUUUGCAGAAGGUAUUGUGACGGCUUCGGAAGAAAAAGAAAACGCCCGUCGAGCCGAAAGGAAGCCCGAGGCCAAAACCAAACACCAAAUUGAGGAGCCACGAAAAGCCGCGCCUCAGAAUAAAAAAGUUGAAUUGUCUUCAAAGGCGAGAGGCAAGAAACGCGCUAGAGAAUCUCACGAGGAUGACGGUCCUGACGAAGCACCCAGAGCUCAACGCCCUCGCUUAACAAGUUCAGCAGGUCGAACUCCUUUCAGCAAGCGUCGCACGGCAACUCCCCACACGGCCACUCCCCGCCGUAAACUGCCCUACUCCGAGAUACGUCGCCGGGCUCUUGAACGAGAGCAGGAGAAUGCCCCGUCAAUCUUUCGCUUGGAUGAGAUUGUGGCACAGCAUGAAGCACGAGAGAAGGCCGAAAAGGCUGCUGAAGAAGCUGCAGAGGCAGAGCGUCUUCUAGCUAUCUCGCGAACCGCAAUGGAACGGCAUGCGGUAAUGGGGCCAGUCCCAGAAGAAAUGCGGGAUUCAUUCGAAGUUCCUGUAUUCGACGAUGCCCCCCGGGAUUCACAUACCACAGAAGCUCAUGAGCCUACCGAGAAUCACGAGGCCAACGAAGAAGCUCACCAAGUUAAUGAAGCUAAUCAGGUCAAUGAAGCCUCCGAGGCUCCCGAGACACCGAGCCCCAAUACCUGGGGUUUUGAUAUUCGCAAUUUCUUUACUUCCGUUACUGGCUCUGUGAGACGCUUUGUUCCAAAUUUCAGACAGGAAAGAGUCCGAGCUGUCCCCUUUGGUAAUGCAACUCCAAUUGCUGCCAACGGCACAGCGGGCAGACCCGCGGCAACCAACGGUGAUGUCAACGGUGACACUCCGACUCCUGCCAAUGGCAAUAGAAAUAAUGAUACCGGAAUGGAUUUGACUUACAGCUUAUUUCCCCCUCCAUUGGAGCUCCCCGUGUCUCGGUCGGAUUCUCAACCUAGCAAAGGUGAUGGCGCUGAUCAACUAUCUAAUGGAACAACGCUGACUGCUGCACCAGCUUUCGCCGAGAGAACAGGCACAGCAGAUGUACCGAAUGUCGAGCAAGGCACAACCCCUGCUAUCGGACGAGACAACUUGCAGGAACCACUAGCAUCUGCGCAAAAUCUUAGUAAUGGUGAACCCAGUGACGCUGACAAAGAGCCAGAGUCGGCGAGUGCAAGCAAUAAACGCAAACGCGAACGCCCUCCUUCUCCAGACGUCAUUCCAAACCCACCCGGUUGCAGCUACGGGUUGCACGACGACUAUUUUACUUAUUCAGAUGAUGAGAUCGAGGAAGCAGAAGCAUACUGCGCCGCCGAGGCUGCCGCAUCGACAAUUGCCCCCGUUGCUGAGCGCUCAGAAAAGAGGGCUCGGUUUCUUUCACCCGAAGAGGACUCGUCAAACGUUCGGCAAAAAGAGACAACUAAUGUCCGCCAGAGGACACCUCCUUGGGAGGAGCGCAUCCCCCCUGGCUGGGCUCGUGCUACGACUACGGUUUACACUGGUAAACUUUUUAAGGGUAUGAGACCUCAAAUUCAAGAACCCCAAACACCCCUGGCAUUUCAAUCAUCUCCAGCACGUGAACAAUUUCAUACUCCAUCCUUUCAAACUCCAUCACACCAAGCAUAUCCACUUCGGUCGCCCCAGACAUGGGGGUCCCCAUAUGGUACCCAAAGGCUCCGAGGGAUCAAUUUUCGUUCAAAGGAAGAUACAGGCCGCCCCCCGAGCCAAAUAUACCCUAGAAGAGGCUCAUUUCUAGAUCUACGAAGGGAGCGACUGCGAAGAAACGCUAUCGCUCCUUUGGGUAGAUCUAGCACACUCUGGAGCUCAGUGAACAGUCGUGUUAACGCUUAUUUAGAAACCCCAGGACCAUCCCAACCCCCUCGUAUCCCAGCCAACGAGUCGCUUGCCAACCCUUCAAUGCCUUGGGAUUUGAAUCAGCAACCAUCUGCCGAUUCGACUUUUGCCAACGAGCCUGUAUUCCAGCAACAAGCUGCUACUACUAAUAUUUCAGAAAAUGACACAGUUCCACAGCCGACUGUCACGCCACUAAUGCCUCAGGAAUCUAAUCAGCAACCGCCUGCCAUCUCGACUUUCUCAAACGAGUCUGCAUCUCAGCAACAAGCUGCUACUAUGAGCAUCCCGGCAAAUGGUCUGGUUGCACAGUCGCCUCCAGAGCACGCCGAUGUGGAGAAUCCCGUUACUCCUAGGCCGAACAUCGCCCCUGAAACCACCAGCUUACCGCCCAUCAUUCAACCUCUGUCAGCAGCGUCAAAAGGGCAGUCUGGGACAAACAUACAUAAACCAAGUAACCCAAGCCGUCUACGCCAGGCAAUGCGCCUUUCUUCCAGCCCAUUGUCUCAGCCAAGCCCAGCCACGAAUUUGAGUGAACCAAGUCAGCAAGACCUGAUGCAAGUUUUUGGAGACGAUGAAUUCGGUCGUCAAGCUUAUGAUAUUUACAAGAGUUGCCCCUCUGGUGAUCUCAGUCAGGUGCAGUGGCCCACCUUUGAAUCGCUCCCAGAAAACGGGGUUCAACAGUCCAUUGACAGCACGCCACUCGACGAAAGUCAGCAACUAACCAGUCGAAACACAUUCCAAACUUCCUUUGAACAAUUCCAAAGCGAACUUGAUCAGGGCUUAAUCGACCCAGAUGAGAUCCUGGGUGACUUGCCGUUGUAA